Molecule: messenger RNA, 4461 nt
Organism: Cuscuta campestris
Lineage: Eukaryota; Viridiplantae; Streptophyta; Magnoliopsida; Solanales; Convolvulaceae
Source: the annotation of a GenBank genome assembly
UCCUACUGGUCAAUCUGCGUGUUUUUACCUUUCUUAUUCUACCAAAUCAAGCAAACUAUUCUAGACCCGGUCUAGUAUAGUUUGACCGGUCACGUAAUUUACACCAUCAUUUUUGGCGCCGACCGUGGGACCGUUAAGGUUUCUUCUCUUCUAAACACAAGCCUACCCAUGAAAACACCACUCAAAAUGUCUUCCAGCCAACAAAUCAACGCUACCUCUGCUUAGGUGCAAGCCACCACUGAAGGUACCAGCAUCCCCAUGGUUGCUACCCUGCCAGCCGUUUCAACUCCGGUUUUGCCGUUGGGACUAAGCUCGGUCCCAACACCCAGCAUGGUCAGCCCAUUCACGACCCCAGUCCCUUCCGCUGGACCGAGGGUCACGUUCCCGCCAAGCAUGACCCAGUUCAUGAAUGACCCAGCCAACUUACAAGCCAUCCAGGGCUUUGGCCAGGUCAAGGCCGUGUGUCAACAGAAUGGGGGGAUGCCUUUCCUCCCUGGCAUGUUUCCAUUCGCCCUUCCAGGCACCGGAACGAUGCCCCUUCAAGCUCCGAUGGCAGUGACUUCGUUCCAGACGCCGAUACCGCAGCCAUCACCUUUCCAGCUGCAGCUGGUCAGCACCAUAGCCCCUGUCAACUUGGCUGGUGCACUCAACGCUGCAGGGCCGUCGCGUCCCCUGCAAGGUACGAAUCCACAGAUCACCCCUGAUGGUCAUUGCGUCUCAGUUGAGAGCGAAGACGGCGAGUGGGACAUCCCAAGAGCCCACAAGAAGAAGGGAAAAACUAUCCGGCCAGCCACUUCCCGAAACUCCGCCUUCGAAAGGCUGGGGGACAGGGAAGAGGGCCAAAGAAAGUCAGCCAAGCUAAGGCUGGGGCAAAGCGUCGCCCAUGUCAGCGCGUUCGCCCGGCUAGGCGAGGUGAGGGAGGCCGAGCCUGCCCGUACUCAACGCUCCCGGUCAAACCGGCGGGAACCAGCAAGGACGAGGGCCUCUUGUCAAGAAGAGGAAGCAGAGAGCCAACCCAGGUUACCGGUGGCUAACCGGUUAACCAUUCCCAAUGAUCGCGUCCAGCAGAUGGAGGCAAAACUGGAGAGGCUGGAGAAGAAGGUUGGAGAGAAGAAUGACCGGGAUAAACCCCUCGCAGGGUCCCCAUUCACUACAAGGGUCCUUCUGACACCUUUCCCGCGAAAGGUCAAGAUCGACGCCCCGAGGUUCACCGGGAAGGAGGAUCCGGAGAUUCAUCUGGACUCGUUCAACCAAAGUGCAACCAUGAACGGUUGCACAGACGAAGAAAAGUGUUUGCUUUUCUUCCAAACCUUGUGGAAUCGGGCCACUGAGUGGUUCAACAAGCUUCGCCCGGGGAGCAUUGAUUCGUUCAGUGAUUUGGCCUCAAAAUUCAAGGCCAAGUUCCAGGAGAACUGUACUAAGAGGAAGAAGUUCACCUAUCUUAGUACAGCCGGGCAGAGGGAAUCUGAGAACCUCACUCAAUUCCUUACCCGGUGGAAGGAAGAGGUAGACAAGGUGGAAGAGAUGGAUGACAAAACCGUCUUGUCCCUUCUCUUGAAUGGCCUACGUGCCAGGGAACUGUACAAGGAGUUUUGCCGGAAACCCCCGGCCACGUACCAAGAGGCCUACCACACUGCAUGGGAGUUUGCUGAGGCUGAAACUCAACUCCGGGCAAAGAAAGAAGCUGAGCAUGGCUUCAAACCCAAGCCGGUGCAGGUGAAGAAGGAAGAAGCACCGGAACUUAGCCAGCCAAGGCACCAUUAUGACCCGGUCAUCCGCAUGGUCAACACAGAAGAAUGCCAGGAGGUAAGGAAAACACCGGCUUCCUUCCCGGUCAAUCCUCCAGAAAAUCCUACCGGUCAAGUAGGACGGCAGUGGUCAGGCACCUAUUGUUCGUACCACAGGUCAGAUUCCCAUAACACUUCCGAAUGCAAGAGUGUUAAGGGAGUAAUCCGGCAAAUGAUAGACAGCGGAGAGCUGGGCAAAGAUUAUUUGCAAAAAGCCCAGGAGAAGAACCACCAGUGGGUCAGGCCAGCGACUCAAAGGAAUGACCGGGACAAUGACCGGCGGAGGAACAACUGGCAGAGGGAGCAGCAGCCGGCCAUUAAAAAAGAACACAUCGGCAUGAUCUUCGGCGGACCUGAGGGCGGAGAUUCAGCCGCGCAGCGGAAGAACUGGGUCCGGAGCAUUUACGUUGGUGAGGUAAGUGCUGAACCGGCCAGGCGUAAGCAUACUAGGAGGGAGCCGAUCGUCUUUACUGACCGAGAUCUCCCUCCUACCGGUGAAGAUCACAAUGAUCCACUAGUCAUCACCAUGGACAUUAAUGGGGUGGAUGUCGCCCGGGUACUUGUUGGCACCGGCAGCAGUGUCAACAUCUUAUACCUGGAAACUUUCCAGAAACUCAGGUUGUGUCGGACACAUCUUGAACCCCUCAAAACCCCUCUCUCAGGCUUCACGGGAGACACCGUUGAAGCUGAAGGAUCCAUAGUUCUACCGGUCGAACUAGGAUCAGGGGAGAAGACCGUGUGGAAGAAGAUGUGGUUCAUUGUUGUGGACAUUAAAUGCGUCCACAACGCGAUCCUUGGAAGACCAGGCAUCAAUAAGGUCGGGGCGGUGAUUUCCAUGCCUCACCUGUGCAUGAAGUUCCACACUCCAGGUGGUGUGGGUGAGGUGAAAGGCGACCAGAGAAACGCCCGGGAGUGCUAUGCACGGGCAGUCAAGAAGAUGACUAAGGGGGUCAACGUCAUCUCCCAAGAGAUCACAAAGGGAGAGACCCGGGAGAAAUUGGAGCCCGAGGCCGAGACGGUGGAAAUCGAACUUCACCCGGGUGAUUCAUCGAGAAUGGUCAGAAUUGGAGCAAACCUCCCAGAAGAUCUCAAGGCGGAGAUUACACGGGUCCUCCAAGAAUACGCGGGCAUAUUUGCAUGGAGCGUGGCAGAUAUGCCUGGGAUUGACCGCUCAAUCAUCUGUCACCGGCUGGCGGUAAGGGAUGGAAGUCGACCGGUACGCCAAAAAAAGCGGUACCUGGCCAAUGACCGGCGAGACUUCGUCAAGAAGGAAGUGAAGGACCUCCUCAAUGUUGACCUACCGGUCGACAAGCCCACCGAGCAAUGGUGGGAGAUGGCAGUAGAUGGGGCGUCCGGUCCUAAAGGGUACGGGGGUGGCAUAGUGUUCACCACCCCGGAAGGUUUCAAGAUCUACCAUGCACUGGUCUUCAACUUCAAGCUGACGAACAAUGAGACAGAAUAUGAAGCUCUAGCUGGAGGGCUCAGACUUGCCCAAGCCCUCAAAAUGAGCCGGGUCAGUAUCAAAUCUGACUCUAGUCUGAUUGUUGGGCAAGUGACCGGUAAUAUGGAGGCUAGGGAAGGACGAAUGGCACGAUACAAGGACCUGGUGCUCGCCCUGUUGAAAGGUUUCGAAGAAUUCAAGAUCGCCCAAAUCCCCCGGGCUGAAAAUGCGGAUGCAGACCUUCUCUCCAAACUGACGCAGUAUGCCCCCGAGCAUGUUUCAAAACUUGCCCGGGUGGAAAUCCUAAAUCGAGCCAGCAUUGAGAAAUUGGAGGUCGCCGCCAUAACGGCAUCAAGCCAAUCUGACCGGUCAAACCUGGUCGGGGCGGAUGACCAUUGGAUGUACGAUCUAAUGGAAUACUUGAUGGACGGGAGCUUGCCAGAACAAGAUGACCGGGCAAGAAAAGUGAAGCUCAAGGCACCUCGGUUCCAAGUCCUUGAUGGAAAGCUGUACAAAAGGGCGUUCGGGGGACCUCUCCUGAGGUGCCUAACCAACCGGGAGGCGGAGCGAGUCAUAGCCGAAGUCCACGAAGGCGUAUGCGCGGCGCAUCAAAUGUCCCCAAGGCUGCCCAUUGAAGCUGAAUUCCCAACGUUUCGGGAAUCAAAUUACCAACCCCAGCAGAAUGAGGAAGAUCACUUGGCCGAACUCAACUUGGUCGAAGAGCGGAGGAUGGCCGCGGAAGUUAAAAUGAACACGUAUCAACAAGUCGUGAAGAAAUACCAUGACAACAAGGUUGGACCACGUUACUUCCAAGUCGGUGAUGAAGUCCUGCGAAGGAGGGAAGCUAGUAGACCGGGUGAUGGAGGAAAGUUGGCCAAUGACUGGGAAGGACCUUACCGGGUAAGAGCUAUCAUUCGCCCGGGGACCUACCGGUUGGAAACCCUAGAAGUGGUUGGCAUUGCUGGGGAAUCAUUGGAGAUGCCGAAGGAACAUUUCCAAACCAGAACACGACAAGGGCGCAACCCCCCUCGCAAGAUGACAAGGCAGCUCAGGACCAGUCGCCUCCCACCUGUGGCAGCGUGAUCCCACGUGGAUGCACGUGGUCUUGCCCCCCUUUAGCCUAGUAUAAAUACGCAUGUAAACCUCAGAAGGAGGGAUCCAAAUUCAUUCUCUCUAAACUCCCUUGUAAAAGUGACCGCGCAUUCUCUAUGAUAAUAUAAAUUGGGCUACAGG